AUGGCGCUUCCCAACCUCUCUGAUUACUUGGAUGGCUUCAACAACUACAGCGACUACCCGGACUACACCUAUGAGGACACGGGCAGCGUGUGGGCAGACCCGGCCCACGACCCCAAGGACAUCACCAGGAUCCUGUCCGUCAUCAUCUACAGCGUGUCCUGCGUGCUGGGCAUCCUGGGCAACGGCUUGGUUAUCGCCAUCAUCACCCUCAAGAUGAAGAAAUCGGUCAAUGCCAUCUGGUUCCUCAACCUGGCCGUGGCCGACUUCCUCUUCAACAUCUUCCUGCCCAUCAACAUCGCCUACACGGCCAUGAGUUACCACUGGAUCUUUGGGACAGUCAUGUGCAAACUGAACUCCUUCCUCCUCAUCCUUAACAUGUACACGAGCGUCCUGCUGCUCACCACCAUCAGCUUCGACCGCUACGUGUCCGUGGUGUUCCCGGUGUGGUCCCAGAACCACCGCUCCACCAACCUAGCCUACGGGGUGUGUGUGAUCAUCUGGACCUUGGGCAUCGUCAUGAGCUGCCCCUCGCUCGUCUUCCGGGACACGGCGCAGACCCGCAGCUCCGUCAUCUGUUUCAGCAACUUCUCCCUCUCCAGGAAUAAAUCCUACGAAGGGCUGGCUGUGAUGAGGCACCGCACAGUGAACAUCACCAGGUUCCUGGCUGGGUACAUCCUCCCCAUCACCAUCAUCACCUUCUGCUACGUCGCCAUCGUCUUCAACCUGCGUCGGAACCGCCUGGCGAAGUCCAAGAAGCCCUUCAAGAUCAUUGUCACCAUCAUUGUCACCUUCUUCCUCUGUUGGAGCCCCUACCACCUGCUGAACCUGCUGGAGACGGUGCCCAAUGCUGUGCCCUGGUCCGUGUUUGAGAUCUUCAUCCCUCUCACCACGGCUCUGGCAGCCUCCAACAGCUGCAUGAACCCUGUGCUCUACGUCUUCAUGGGCCAGGACUUCAAGAAGUUCAAGGUGACCCUCCUUUCCAGGCUGGUGAACGCCCUCAGCGAGGAGACAGGACACUCCAGCAUCGUGCACAGGAGCUUCUCCAAGAUCUCAUCCAUGACUGAGAAAGAGACAACAGUUGUCUAA
This is a messenger RNA of Cinclus cinclus, 1086 nucleotides long. It is a transcript of the gene CMKLR1, whose product is annotated as chemerin chemokine-like receptor 1. Gene Ontology annotation, cellular component: plasma membrane. Lineage: Eukaryota; Metazoa; Chordata; Aves; Passeriformes; Cinclidae. The transcript has a single exon. Gene Ontology annotation, molecular function: complement receptor activity; G protein-coupled receptor activity. Gene Ontology annotation, biological process: chemotaxis; complement receptor mediated signaling pathway; inflammatory response. The record is from RefSeq and is a predicted model, not a curated record. The coding region runs from base 1 to 1086 and encodes 361 amino acids.